This is a messenger RNA of Exophiala oligosperma, 2402 nucleotides long. RefSeq lists its product as uncharacterized. Lineage: Eukaryota; Fungi; Ascomycota; Eurotiomycetes; Chaetothyriales; Herpotrichiellaceae. The coding region runs from base 798 to 2072 and encodes 424 amino acids. The record is from RefSeq and is a predicted model, not a curated record. The transcript is spliced from 2 exons.
CGAUUUUCCCUUGCCUCGCCUUCAUUUUCCUCCUUCUCCUUCAGCUUGCUUUUUUCCCCAGGGAGAUACUGCAGCAUUCUACCCCGGUACACUACUUGAUCACCUGUACAGUACCUUUGUCCUGUAUAGUAGGCCUCGCAUACCCAUCACGGCGGCUGUGACCUUGUUCCGUACAUUGACUCGCGCGCCCAGUCCAUAGUCUCUCCCCGGAAAUCCUGCCUUUUCCGAACCUUUCGCAGCCAAAACACCUGGACCCUGGGCCGAGCCACAUACAAAUCAUCACCAUCCUAUACUCUACGAGCUCUUGGUCAAAGGCUCUCAGUGUACUCCGUACAGUACGAUAUCGCUACGAAGAGCGCGCUGCAUCCUGUCGUUGCUGCUUACCGCUAUUUGACCAACCUCACCAACCAAGUGGUUAGCGAGAUCUUGGAACGCAAGGGAGGCGAGAAAACAGCCAGUCGAGCUUCUCCCUGCAUCCUUGUCGCAGGAUUUACAGAAUCCCCAUUGCUCCAUUUCCCUCCUCUGCGGCACCUUGCAUUACAGCCACGCAUUCCAGCUGCAUUCGCCCUCCAAUCACUUUACGCCUGGCGCUGUCACACUGGCGACACUCCCUUGUCCAACCUGACCGCAGCCUGAAUCAUCAUCGUUCGCAACCCCCGUCCCAUACAUUUUUCUCUACCAGAACAUUUCGCCAUACUCUACCUCCGACAUUGUGUCUCUCUCUUUCUCUGUCCGUCCUCGUCGUCGUUAGACAGACAUUUCACGACUACACCACCAACACAUGACAUUAUCUCGUCAUGCCUUACAAUACUCGCCGAAAGUCUCUCUCCCUGCCCUCGCUGGGCAUCCAUCUGCCUAAUGGGUCUCGUGUACACCGCCCGAGCCUGAAGGCUACACCAACUCCCGACACCACUCAGUCUCCUCCUACAAAGAAAUUAAAACGUUCACACGACACCGACGGCCCUCUCUCCCCAGUCUCGUCGCCACGAUCCAAGACUGGCUCUCCUGCCCUCGAUCUGCCCGAGUCUGCCCUACCCUCACGGCGAGUUCCCACUGAGCAGACCCCUCCACCAUCUCCUACACUCGGUGCGCAGCCUGUUCGGAAGGUUGACCUUGAGGGAAUCAACGACGACAUUGUCAUUGCAGUCAUUACACAGUUGGAAAAGACCGGCAACCGUCCACACCUCAUCAAAGAUCUCGCGACCAUCCUUGCUUCUACAAAUUCAAGCAUUGCACAUUCUGCAAACCCAGCUGCCCUCCUAUCCUCCCGUCUCAGCCUAUACCUGAAACGUCCAUGGACCGCAUUGUCCCCGUGUCCUCUGGCGAAAGAGCUGAUCCCCGUUCACCCAAGAAAGGUCUUCUUCUUCCUCACCACUCAACCACGCCUUCCAUUACCCACCUCGUCUGACGAUAUUCUCCCACCAUCUAUUGUCAAAGCAAAGAUCCUUACGCCCAGUGUUUCUGAACACAGUCAAAAUGAGGACGAGCUCGAUUUGGAUCAACAGUCAAGAGCACGAUUGUCGCCCAGCCCAGAAGUAGAACUUUACUCGCCAGAGCUGGACCAAGAAGACCCCAUGCAGCCACCUACCCCGGGUGAGCCCUACAGCAAUCGCAGUAGUCUGAACCCAGACGGGAUGCCCGAAGUACGCCGCAGGCCCAACCGCGCCCCAAGCCCACCGCUCGAGGCUGAUGAGAGAGGUUUCACUGAGACAGCCACCGCUGUGCGAGCUCGUGGAAUGAGUACGCACAACCUUCCGGUCCAACCCUCAGUUGAGGUGGACUCGACCAUGGUUGCAGUGACCGAAGAGACUCCAGAGCAGCGCCAGAGCCGUGAUCGUGAACUGGGCAUGGAACUGUUCGGCCAGUCGCAUCCGGGUCUCAAUCCCCCAGAGCAGAAAUUGUUUUCUAGCAGUCCAAUGAUCCAAGCAAGGACUGAUCAUUCCUCCACCUUGGGAAGGAUGAACAUGGCACUGCAACUGGAUGAUAUUGACAUGGGUGAAUCUUCCUGGGCCAUGAUGAGUCCUGAGCAGAUUGAUCUCGACGAACUUGACGUUCUCUUUACAGGCUUUUAAGCAAAACCUAACUCUUCUCGGCUCGAUCAAAAUGGAUCAAUCCCGACUCCUCCCUCUCCACUUUCCGUCCAUGCAGGACGACUCUUCGAACAUGUCUUCUCCGAUCUUUUCAGUGCAUGUCAGUGUAUGCGGUAGAAAUUUGUCUUCUUUUCAGCGGGCGUUUUAGCAAGGUGGUUGAUGUUGACUCAGGCGUGAUAUGAACAGAGGACGAUCAAGUAGAUGUCAUGUGAGGAGAGAUGAUGUGUGGUAUGCCUCGACAAUGAGCAGACGAAACACUAUGUAGUAUUAGCAGACAAAAGCUGCCUUGAGCAGCAAUUUCUAGAUCUUCAA